This is a messenger RNA of Spirodela intermedia, 14469 nucleotides long. NCBI's taxonomy places the organism in Eukaryota, Viridiplantae, Streptophyta, Magnoliopsida, Alismatales, Araceae. The record is from the annotation of a GenBank genome assembly.
AUGAGUGUAAAAGUAAUAUAUUUUAAAUGUGAUUUAAAACAAAAAUCACACCGUUAUAAGAUCUUUUGGCGCUCGAGGAUAGAGGGUUUUCACCGCCCAUUAAUCAGAUAUCGGAAUUCGGCCUUGCGCGCCAGUUCGGUUUUCCCUCUGGAAGGUUUGUGCGGAGGAGAUCACCGGGCUGCGCGUACCAUCCGCCGAGCACUAAGCAUGUUGUCCAUCUGCCUGGGGAGUCGUUGAUCAAGAGAGGGAUGGUAGUUGGGGGUGCUUCUCACCACUGUUGGUCCAUGCACGUCCCCUGUCGCUGGCUCUGGAGGUGUCCUCCCAAACUAGGUCCCCGGAGGUUCAGGAAAAAGGUGCGCUGCCUCCCGCCUGUGAUGCUCCUCUGCGCUAGCUCGGCCGCAAUGUCUGAGAUGGUGCGCUUCUCUUGUGUUUUAGAUACACGGUAGUUCAGUUUACUUGUAUACAUUUUUUGGUCUUAUUUCGUUUCGUGGAAUUGUUGUCAAAUGUUCUUCACUUGGGGGUGGGUUCAUGAGCUGCUCGGGUCCUUGAGUCACACGUCUGAAGGAUAAUUACUAAUUAAAGUACAAAAGUGUAGUUUAUUCUCAGUCAACACGUAGUUGGUGAUGCCGGAACAACUUACGUAUUGAAAACAAGCAUACGGGGAUGGUUCCAAGUGCAGUAAUACUGGUAGCACGUUUCUGCUGUUGAUAAAUCAUUCACGAAUUUACCAUCUGUAGUGGUCGUCUUUUUUUCCCUGUCCAAUAUGUGCAUCUUAGAUCUUCUCCGUCAUCGCCAUUCAUUCCAAAUGAGAAAUCUAUCCACAUUUAUAAGAAUCAUCCUGCGCUGCUUAAAAUGGAGAGCAGGAUUAUUGGUAUGUAAUGAAGUAAUGCGUUUGUGCUUCAGUUAACGACAUAGAUAUAUUUGUUCUUUUUGCGGCAAGCAGCUGCUCCUGAUUAGAGCUUCUGAAAUAUAUCAUUACUUUACUACUUUUUAACGAUGUCAUGCUACUCAUUCUGAAGUCUUACUGAAUCAUUGCUUAUCAGGGAGCUUCUGAGAUGUUCAUUAGUGCAGCUAAAGGUUCAUCAAAUGCUUACCAGGACAGAUUUCUGAAGAACAGCAUGGAAACAUCUUCCGAAAGUGUAAGGGCAACUCCUCAAAACAUGCUUGUUGAUUCUUCAGAGCCCAGAAAGAGUGAUGCGAAUUGUAAUACAUCAACUGGUCGAGUAAUGCUUAUUGAUGGAACUUCAAUCAUGUACAGGUCGUAUUACAAGCUCCUGGGUAUGCCCUCCUUGCCACCAAUUCUAUUGUUCUCGUGGCAGUCAAGUGUAUUUAUCAUAUUAUUUGAUAUCCGUAUUUUUUUCACUAUUUCUUGUGAAACAUACGGAGUUUUUACUUUAUGCUAAUUGAACUUUCUAGAUUAAGAGAGAAAAAUCAUCCGCAGAAUGGAUGUCAAGGGCAUGUCAACUCUGAUACCUGCACCUGUAAUUGUUGAUUUUGGAUACAUGAUGAAAAAUAAAUGAAGAAAAAGGACUGAAAAACCUGCCUCUUUUGGCAGAGGUGUAUAUCAUAUUAGAUACGAGAUUUAUUGACUAUAGUGAAUACUAGAUGAGAAACCAUCUAUUCAGUCAAGAGGGAAAGAGUAGGUUGUUUGAUUCAAGUUGAACUCUGAAUGUUCACUGACAAUGAAAUUUACACCAUAGAGGAUAAAUGUAUUUGCUUUGCAACUGCAGCAUGCAUUUUCAUUGAGCUCGAUGUCUCAACACGUCAAAUUGCAUAUGCAAUGCGUCAAAUUAAAUGUUGAUAUGCGGCAAAUAACAUCCGUUCUUGCAUCUCCUUAUUUAUGUAAUUUCGACACUUUUGUUCCUUUUUUUGGUUUACAACCAGGGUAUCUUUUCGAAUUUUUUUACAGCAAAGUUGCAUCAUGGCAUGCUUGAGCAUGCUGAUGGAAAUGGAGACUGGGUUUUGACCAUUUUUACUGCAUUAUCUAUUGUAAGCUCUUCUCGUUCUGUCUUGACUUUCUGCUGAUCAUUUCUCCUGCAAAACAUUGCUAUGGCUCCUUUUGUUUAUUGCCAGUUCUUAUAUUAUGUUUCUCAAGUGAUGCAUGAUGUUCCAAUUUUUUUCUUUGAAAAAACAUAAUCACUGCUCAUAGCAGAAUGUCACUGACCGAAUCAAGAUGUUUUGUAAUGCGUCACAUUGAUUUCAGUCUUCCUAUGUGAUAGACAAAUUUCCAUAUUGAAAGACAACUUGGUUCAGGCCAUCACAAACCAUCGUGCAAAAUACCGUAUAAAUUUCAAUUUUUUAAUUAGAAAUCUGCUCCCAUCCAUUACGCUCUCCUCCCAUACCCAACACAAUUAAAAAUCUGCUCCCCCUCUUGGGUAGGUGCAUUCCUUUUGGCUGCUCUUCCUUUGUGUUCCUCUGUGAAACAUCCCCUUCUUCAUUCCACAAGUCUGCUGAAACCCUCCUCUUAUCCUGUUGCUUUCCCCAACCCCUGGCUGGCAGGGCAUCCCUCAAUGAUCAAUUCCCCUCCCCUGACAUUCUACUCUACUUAUGCAAUAUUUAUGCUUUUUCAUGGACCAUCGUGUAAUCACUUUAGUCGUUUGCUUGGAUCUUAUUUAUGUUCCCUCUUUGCUGCAAGUUUUCUUAAGUGAAAUAACAUCACGAAUGUGAUAAGUUCAUGCUACAUCGUGCUUAUUUUAAUUUUAAUUUGGAGUUGUUCUUCCUUUUUCCUGCAGCUAAUUGAUGUGCUAGAAUUCAUCCCUUCACAUGUUGCGGUAUGUCCUUUUGUUUCCACAUGAGACUACUCCACUUGCUGUGGCUGUUUUAAUGAUCUAUUUCUACCUGUAUCCGUAGCUAUUGGAAUACCUAUGAGCAUAACAAGGGAACAUGAUUAAAAUGCGGUCAUGUGCCCAAGUAUAGAAUAAUUGUUUUUAACUAAAGAAUUUGUUCGGUUUUUUCUUGUAAACAGUAAAAUAGGUUUUUUUUUUCCUUGUUUGAUUACGAGAUUUGUCUGAGGGAAAAUUUCAGAAAGCAAAUUAUUUCGAGAUUCUUCCUGAUGGCUUGUUUUUUAUGCCUUUAUAUGUGCAUCUUGUCCUUACUCCGAGCUCAUUAUGAUUUGGACACGAAUGCUCCCGUCUUGAUCUUAACUCCUUGGUUCAAUGUUUUGCGUUUCUUCCACAAUUUCCGUUAACUUGUUUCUUGUUUUUCAAACUAAUAGCUAUUUUUUGAUUUCCCUGUCAAAAAGUAUGCAUUCUCUUUUGUUUGUGCAUUAUCCAUUUUCAACAAGUGAUCAAUGAUUGUUCUUCUAAUGCAGGUGGUAUUCGACCAUGAUGGUGAGAUGCCAUUGAUAUUCUUCUUUCGGUGACUUUUUUCCUGUUGACAUUUCCCUUGUAGAGUUUACUUAUGUGGUGCAGAAUAAUAUUUUUCUAUGUUCAUAUUUUGAAACAAAAUGAUCACAUAAUUUUGACUUGUGCUUAAACCUUAUGUGGUGAGUCUCUGUACAAAACACCGAAUCCUUAUUGAGGCAUAACUUGAGAAAUCAUAUUUUGAGUCAUCUCUGAGUGUACGUCGAAGUUUGAUUUCAUAACGUUUCUGUUUUUAUUUCGUUGGACACAUUUUUGAAAACCAGUGUGGGAUGCAAUUUUUUUCUUUUUCUUUUACUUAAUUAAGUCUACAACAUGUACGAGCCUGGGGGCGUUCUUGACCUAAAAUACCUUUUUCGAAUUUUGAAGUAUUCUUCGACCAAUUUUUCCCAUCUCUACCUUUGCCUGCUAGUGAGCACCGUUGUCACCUAAUAACUAAAUUUGAGCCUUUAUUCUUUUUUCCACUUAUUUGUGCUCUUCUUAUAGAUUUACGUUGUCAGUUAGUCAUUGUACUAAUGGCGAUGUUCUUUAUUUCUUCAACUGAUGGUGUUAUUCUGAACUGGCGUUAUGCUAGCAGGACUCAAGCCAGGCUUAGUGAAACUAACCACUCAAUUGGUUUUCUUUUGCUUCUGCUAGAAUGCAAUCCAUGGAAAGAUUCUAUGCUAACGUUGCCAUCUCUUUGGAAAGAUCUAAUCAACAGAAGAUUUGGGUGUUUAGCUUUAAAGCUUUCAGAUUUGAGUAACAGUUGAGUGGUCCACCUUUUUUUCAGGAAUUCCAUUUGGUCAGACAACACAUAUGCCAUCCAAAGAAAAUCACAUGGCAAAAGGUAUGAUUUAUCCCUUCAGGAUAUUACGGAGUGUUGGGGACAAAAACUAACCACUCCAUAGGUUUGCACUACUAUUAGGUGACUUCAGUGGAAGUCUUAUUGGGUCACAUUAUAGUGGAGUGAGCUUAGCAAUUUUUUUCUGCCCAAAACCCUGUCCCAAGAGAUUAUACAUUUUCUGUUUUGUUUUUCCACUUCAGCUUCAGUACUGACAAUCUUAAGUCCGGGUUCUUAACCCAUAAAGUCAGAAAAAUGCUUUCAAGGCAGGGCUUAUUAUCAGUCUCAGACCCGUAGGUUUGAGUAAUUGGGGAUUUUCAUAUUUAUGGGCCUCUCUACCGUGUCCCAAUAGGUUUUUAUUUGGAUACAGUGUUUGCAGUAUAUGGGAUACAGUGGCAUGGAAACCUUGUAGGGAUAGACCAGGUGGUUGCUGAACACUAGUUGUGGAUUACUCCAUGCUACUUGUCAUCGCUACGAAACAAUCAGUACUUUAGAUCCAUGCACAGGAGCAGAGAUACCUAUACUGUUCAUCCCCUCAUGAUCCAGGGAGCAUCAACCAACCCUUAUUAGAUCUUGUAUCAUUGUUCUCAUUGACUCAUUAUGUAGCCCUACAUUCACACAAUCAGGAUCUCAUAAACUGGCUUGGAGCUUGAGCAUGUAUACUAAUUGGAUAAGUAUGAAUUAGUUGGAGGUUUAAUAAUGGAAUGAGCCUGGACAUCUGGGUGCAAAUAUCUAAACAUCUAUUGGACUGUUUAGACUCAUUAAUGUAGUUUAUUAUGGCGCAGUAUCCCGUUGUAUGCACAUGUAUAUACGAAGAUAUUUCUUUUCUUCAUCAUCCGAAGAUGCUUGUUGAGAAGAUUUGAGUGAAGCUUUGCUGACCAAUGAUUUUUGGGUUAUUCGCUCCAUAAUUGUUGAUCAGGACUAGCUGGGUUAUGCUUCAUGCUGAUGUAACGCGAUGUUCGUUGUAUUCUUUAUUCCAUAAGCAUGGAAAAUAAAUUUAUACUCUUUGUGGAUUUUUAGAUUUAUUACGGCCGAGAAGAACUCGAGAGAACACCUUUCAUGUGGUAUUCUAAUUUAUAUAUGCGAGUGCAAGCUUCGAAGAAUUUAAAAAAGAAAUACAGAACAUAAAAAAGAGCUAUACUGGGAAUAUACUAUCCUUUCUCGACAGAAGAAUUUUUUGGAACGGAUCAACAUUUCAGUUGAAACCAUCUCUUAGUAAUCACGAUCUGUUGCCAUAAGAUAUUGAGAACCCUUUUUUUGCGAAACCAAUGUCAAGUGCUGCCAAGGGGAUAAUCCUCAAACUGUCCAUCCCUUGUCAUUAGUGAUUGGGGUUGAUACUUUGGGGUUUGGACUUAUGUCACUUGUUGAGAUGAUGGAUUUUAGAAUUUGAUAUUUGUUGUAAUGUGGUCUGUUGCCCCUGAGUCCACUACCCAAUUAUUAGAAAUAUUUAUAGAAGAGGCUCUAACUCCAAGAGGGUGAUGAAACAUACCGGGCUGAAUUGAUGAGAACUGUGUCACCGUCAACUUCAGUUUUUUUAACUCAAUUCGAAGUCGCUCUAUAUCCUCAAUCUGAGGAGAAGAAGAAUGUUGAUUGGUUUGGGAAUCUGAGGGCUUUCCUGCAAUAUGUACACCACAGAUUAUCACGAAAAUCAGUUUUCUGAUUUCUUCCUUGACCAUUGCUGAGACCGUUUAGCUUGAUCUGUGGCUUUCUUCAUGAUUUCUUCCUGUUUAAUCAUAAAUGCAAUAUUGUCAAUUUCAGGCCCCGCCAACAUUAAUUUCUGACGACUUUCCUCAUUGAAAAUGAUUGAAAUGCCUCAUCUAAAUCACAUUUCCUUUCACGACUCAAAAUUUGUUGUCUAACCUGAUCAAAAAGAGAAUUAAGUCCAGCCAAAAAUUUAAACACUCUUCUUCGUUCUAUAAAUUUUUGUAAGACCGCAAUUUCUGUAUGUUUUUCUUUAUCAAUAUUGAGAUAAUAAUCGAUUUCCUGUCAUAAAAUUUUCAAUUCUCCUGCAUAUUCCAUCACAGAUUUAUUUCCUUGAAUUGUGGACAUGGAUUUUGUCUCAAGUUCAUAUAAAUGUGCCUCAUCGUUUCUUUGUGAGAAUUUCGUGUGAACUGUUUCCCACAAAUCUUUGACUAAUUUGGGGAAUCAUUGUUUCCCAUAAGAAUAAAAAAUCUUGGCUAAUUUGGGGAAUCAUUGUUCCCUAAAGUCAGGUUUUGAUUAAUACAUCUUCUUCUUUCAUCUACGAAAUUCAUGAGACGAUGGAUCUGGUUUCCCCUCAAGACCUCUCGAACAUAUUCUGACCAUUGAAUUAGAUUGUAUCCAGUCAAUUUGAACUCUGCAGGCAUUGCAGGACGUUCUAUGAGUAAUCUUGGGCCACUAGGACCAAGAUUAACUUCCUUCGUGGAGGUUAGAUCUCUCACAGAUAAUGAAGAAUUGUCUCCCACAUUCUCCAUUUAAAGAAAAAUAUCCAUAUUCACGAAAAUUCCAAAUUUCAUGAACAAAUCUCAAUAGAGACAAGAAGAAACGGUGCAAGAACUGUAACAGACAAGUAGAUCAGUGCGGAAGCAAAAUGGAGCGAUCGCACCUGGAUUCGCUCUGGAAGAGACACAGCAAAGGAAAAGAUCCCUUGCCAGAAGUGUACGAUGCCAGUAACUCUAGCAGAUGAUGGAGAAGAACGUCGACAAAGCAACGCCAACCUGUGAUGAGACUGGAAAAACAGGGUUUAAAACCCUAGACUCGCUCUGAUACCAUGUAGUCGGGAUAACACACGGUCUGGAGCUCUGAUAGACGCCUAACACUUGCGGAAGAAGAACAAAUUCUUUGUUGAUCAAGAAACUCACAUUACAAGGAAAGCAGGAUCCAGUAUUUAUACUAGAUCCCUAGGAGGUUCUAGACAUACUGAGUUAGACACGAAAAAUAAAAGAUACAGGAGGACAUAUCUGUAAACAUGUAAAGUAUACAGGUUAUUAAGUUACAUCUCGACAACAGUAUUAUAGCGGUUGUAGAAGUCAGUAUUUUCAACUGUAGGAAAACAAGAGGUUAGAAUAGUGAACUCUGUCGGAAAUUAGUAUUCUUAUCUUAUAUACAAGAAUUUAGGUGGUCAUAUAUGGGACUAAUAGUGUACCAAAUGUCCCAACAUGAAAUUUUGGGGUUUGUCUUAAACCCUCAGACCUUACCAUAAAAUCCGUGCUGAAGAUCUCACCUAAAAUCAAUCCUGGUUUUUGGAAAUUAGUUCUGGAGAGUUGUAUGGAUAAUAAUUUUUGGUGUUGUUCAGAUGUUGUGUUGUGAACAGUGGCCCAAACCUAGGAGGAUAUGCAGAGGAAAAACUCAACUGGUAUUCACAUCAUAUACGACUGUUAUAUACAAGUGCCAGGGCCACAAAAUAAGGAAACUACCUAACAACUGAGAAACGACAAACUAGGAGACCAAUCAACAAACUGGGAAAUGGUCUGACUAAGAACCGAACUCCUAAUUAUACAUUUCUUCCCAGGAAACUAUUUCAGUCUCCUUAAUACUUUAAUCUCAAACAAUGACUCAGAUAUUGUCUCUCUUUAUCCUUAUUCUCAGUCACUAUUAUACCAUCAACAUAUGCCAAAAGAGCUGUGAGUCUCCUUAAGGAUGAGUAUUUAGCGAGCAGUGUGUGAUUCUCUUGGCUCUGUCUAAACAACAUGGCAAUCUUAGCUCUUGCAAAUCUAUCAUACCAUGCCUGAUGUGAUUGCUUAAGUCCAUGUUCAAUUUGCACGCUGUAUGAGCAGCCAAAUUAUUUCCAUAACCUGGUGGAACCUCCAUAUAAAUUUCUUCCUCUAGAUUAUUGUGGAAAAAUACAUUUUUUUAACAUCAAACUGCUGCAACUCCUAGUCAUAGUUAGUUUUUAAUAACAACGGAAUGCUUGGCAGUAUUCAUCUUUAUAGAUGGAGCAAAAGUUUCUAAGUAAUCAAUGCCAUAUGUUUAAAUACAACAAACCCUUGGUAACUAACUAAGCCUUGUAUCUUUUUGUAGAUUUGUUUGCUCAAUACUUCAGUGUAGCCCAUUUGCAUCCCACGGGUUUCUUUCCCCCUGGCAGCCUGUCUUACUCUCAAGAUUUAUUUUUCUCUAAUGACUCCAUCUCUUUAUUUAUAGUUUAUUUCUAUUCCUUGCUGGACAAAGUUUCAGAUAAGUUGGUAGGGAUGACAAUGGUGUGUAACCUAACAAAGAAGAUUUCAAGAACGUUCAAUGGACAGGAAGUCUGCAAGAAUGUUUUAAGGAAUUUGUUGUAUAGUUUUUCUUGUUAUUGCCUUUCAGGUUCAUCUAGUAAUAUGAUUUUCUUGAUUAUUGAUUAUGCACAUACAUCGAUUUGCAAUAGUUUCUCCUCCUAACAUUAGUUUCUCUUUGAAGGCUCAACUUUUCGUCACAUGUUGUACCCAUCUUACAAGAGCAACCGCAUUCCCACACCUGAUACUGUUGUUCAAGGUCUUCAGUAUCUGAAAGCAUCUAUUAAAGCCAUGUCCAUCAAAGUAAUCGAGGUAGGCAUGCAUUUACUAACAGGCAGAAUAACAAUGGUUUAUUUUAUGAUGAUUUAAUUAAAAUUCACAGGUUCCAGGUGUUGAAGCUGAUGAUGUUAUUGGAACUCUUGCUGUAAACAGUGUUGCAUCAGGCUUCAAGGUUUUUCUUUAAUUUUUUUUCUUUUGCUGUUUUCCGGAACUUGAUGUUUAAAACCCUGUAAUUUUCUUUCUGUUCCAGUUACCAUAUUUUUACAAUUAUAAAAAGGGGAUUGUUUUACUUAUCGCUAGCUCCUCUUUUUUUUUGCUGCAUGGUUUCCCUGUCACAUUUUCCUAUUGCUUGAUCUAUUGUUUGUAACAUCAAAUAUCAUUGGGAUCUGGAAUUGAGAAUCAUUUGAAUACUCUAUUGUGAAAACCUAUGAAAAGACAUUAGAUAAGAUUGAACAAAAUGUUGGAAAUCCUGUGUGAUGUUGACAUUAAUAUUAUGUGUUUACUGUCAAGAAACUCUCUUCUUUUUAAUAUUACCGAUUGAGCUUAUGACUUUUUUUAUUUCUUCAUUUUGGACUGUUUCUGUAAUGUUGCAUUGUGCAUGAUAUAAUGUAGAGCUCUUAUUUUGUUUCGAAGGUGUUGCUACCUAUUUCUUAGUGGUUUAAGAUUUUGUUUGUUCUUUACAAUUUACAUCCAUUAGAGCUUGACCGUACCUUUUUCAUUUACGUCCAUUGGCCUUUGUUAACUACGUAUCAGGUAUUGCAGUUGCCAUCCUUUCUACUGAAGAUUAGCACACUUCACCGUCUAUGUUCCCAAUAAAACGUUGGGUUUCUAAUUAACUAGAUAUGGCUUCUAAAUUUUUAAGUUUUACCUUUUCGCUUUUUCUUUGUCAGGUGAGAGUUGUCUCUCCAGACAAAGACUUCUUCCAGAUCUUGUCACCCUCAUUACGCCUUUUGCGUGUUGCCCCACGUGGACCUGGGUUAGCAUUAUAUCCAUCUGAAAAUUACUUGAUCACAAUUAAUGGUUUGUUUUGAAUAUUAAUGUCUGCCUAUUUAUUGAAAUUCCUCAUUUACUGCAUGUAAAUAGACGAAAUUAUUUUGUAAAUAUUUCUGAUUUUAUAUUUGACAAAGGUUGAUGUGGUGUGCAAAUACAUACAUUGGUAGUGGCACAGCUUCAUCCUGUUCUCACAGUUGUCAUAAAUUUAUGGAAUUGUCAAAGUUUAUCUAUGAUAACAUGGUAUAUCAAUGUGUAUUUCUCAGCAGAAAGCCACUAAUUUAUGUAGUCUGUUGAAAAAUUUCAUCACUGUGUUAUUGGAAUCAAUGACUUGAUUUCUCAAAUAAUAAUUUCUUUAAAUUUGCUUUAACCUAGUUCGGGGGCAGGCAAUAAAAUGAUACCUCUCUAGAGGAUUAUUACUAAAACGUUGCAAGGUCAAUCAGUCUCUUACCGGAAUGUUCUUUUUUAUGUGAGUGUGCCACGUGUCCUCUCUGGAGAGAAGGCUUCACAAAGCCACCUAUUAAAGGAUCUGACAUUUUAGUGGAUGAGAUGGACAAGAACUUUUUUGCCUUAAAAUAAAAAAAGUAAAAUUUUAUUUCUACGGUUGAAGAUAAUUGGAAUGAAGCUCUAUUGUUUUUAAGGACGAUCUGUUGGUGAUUCUCUCUUGUUUUAAGAAGAGACAAAGAACGAAUUUUUUAGUCGUGCUGGUUUUUUGAAAAAUAUUGGAUUUACCUCGUGGGUAAUGAUUAGGAUUGAUCUUCAGAGGCUGGUUUCCAGGCAUCUUAUCUUGAUGCCUUCUCUCGUUCCUUUUACUCAUCUGAUCUGUAUGUUUCAUUCUGUGCAAACUCUCGUUCCUUUUAUCUGUUUUCAGUUCCUUCACUUCCUGGUGUCUGGUGUUAUGGAUGUCACCUCAUUGGGGGCUGUUUCACGCUAGUGAAUACAUUUCUGGUUAUAACACGUGCUGAAUGUGUCAACAGUAGGUGGAGGGUGUGGUUCACUAGCUGUUAAAAGGUCAUUCUUGAGUUGCUGAAUCGCUCCCCCUAGAAAGCUGUAGUGCAAUUCAAGUCAUCUACCUAGUAAAGAGGGGAAGAUUUUUCUGUCUUCUCUUGUAUGAAUGAAAUUAAUCAAAUUGAAGAGCACCUUAUGUUUUGAAAGUAUCAAACUGCACCAUUUGUAUGACAGGUCGGGAUGAGAAAGCCAGAGUUUUUUCAUGUGUUGAUCUCAAUAGGACUUGAAGUCAUCAUUACAUGUUUCUUCAGAAGGCUGUGGCAUUUCCUUGUUCUCUACGACUGGGAACCAUGAUUUUUGUUUGGUUAUUAUUGCAGAAUGGUUUCAUUUGGAUUGGAGGAUUUUGCUGAAAGAUACGGGACCCUGAAGCCCUCCCAAUUUGUUGAUGUGGUUGCGCUAAUGGGAGACCAAUCUGAUAAUAUUCCAGGUUUGAGCUGAAGUUCUUAUUUUUCAUAGUACCUAUGUAGCCUCAUCUUAGAAAUAACCCCAACUGCUAAUGCAGGAUUCUCCUUAGGCUCCCUAUGUAUAUGAAGGAACUCCACUCAUUUUAGGUUUUAUUUAUUCUUUAAUUUGUUGACAUUUUAGGAAAUAUUUUUUGAUUUGUUGCAAUUCCAGAACCGUCUUAUGACACAUCGUUGAAGGGAAAUUUACUAGAAAAAUUCAGUGAACUGACAUGCCCGAAUUUGAUGUAGUUUGAUGAAGAAAAGUUUGGGGAAACCUGUGUUUACAUCAUUUAGACCUUGUUACACUUUAUGUUGUAAUUUGAAAUGUAAACGAUUGACUACUCACAGAACAGUGAUCGCAUUGAUGACCUUGUUUAUAGAAGGUGAUGGAUAUUAAUUAUUUUUUUUUCGUGAAACAUUCUCUACUGUUGAAUAGGAUGACGUUUCUCUGUGCGAUGUCUACCUUUUAAUGGCUAUUAAUAGACGUUCACAUCAAGUAAUUAUGAGAUUAUAUCACACGAUAGUAGCAAGACAGCAUAUGUUUGGUAUCUUCCAAGAAUUGUUGUGAAUUCUUGUAAAUCAUAAAGAAUUUUUUUCCUGUCUUAUGUCUUAAUUGAGGGUCAGUCUUCGUUUAGAGUCUCUGCACUCCGAAUCAGUUGUUCCUAACCUUGGAGAAAACAUGAUUUUUUUGGUGGUCUUUUAAAACUUUUGACACGAUUUUAAUUGCAGGAGUCAAUGGUAUUGGGAACGUAAAUGCAAUUAAGCUGAUCACUAGGUUUGGUAAGCUCUGUUUCUAUGGCUUAAUGUUAAGCAUGCACGCAUUAUCUUCCCGUCAAUAUAGUUUACUUGUUAAGGUUUUUUCUUAUUUUGAACCAAUGCAUAUUAAUUAGUCGGAAAUAUCUUGUAUUUUAGAACUCAUAUCGUUUUAUUUGAUGACAACAACUAGCGUAGACUGCCAUAUUGUUUUUCAGUAAUUGGAUGCAUCUUAGGUGAUUAUUGUUCCUAUUGAAAUCCUUGUUUCCUGAGUAAGAUUGUGGAUCUUGGACUGCCCUGGAGAUGUUAACCUGCGUUGAUUUUAAGCGUAAUUCACCUAGAUGCUUGUAGAAGAUGGAAUGAAUAGAGAUUUCAAAUCUAUAUCAUAUUUACCCUCUCUUUUUCUACGAUACGACUCAAAUAGCUCCCCUAUUUCGACCUUCUGCAUUGAUGUUUUCCAUCGAAUAGUCCACGACGGGGUCCAUCAAUGAGCACCCCAUUUAUGGGACAUCACCUAAACCAGUGGUUACCAACCACCAGAGUGCAGUUGCCUCGUGGGUGUCCACUAUCGGAUGCCUCGACAGUCAUCAGUUGCGUCAUGGCAUGCAGUCACUUUGUGCCAAACAGCUCACUUCAUUUGUGUGACUCCAUAUUUUAGUAUUACGGUAGCUUUCCUUAUCGUUAAAUCAUCAAAAGCUGUGAGUUAUGAUUGUAUAUGGAUUAUUAUAUGGAGAGUUUACGACAACUUAAAUUGAUUUGGCUUUCACUUCAUCAAUUUGUGUAAUUAUCUCCUCCCUUGACGCCCUAUUAAUAUCUGAUUCAUCAAUUUAUGAAAGACAGCAGGUAUCUGAAGAUCUGCCGAAAUAUCUGUGUUUUCUGAAACUGUGAUUUAUAUCCUUAGACAAAGGCGAUUAGUGUUCGAAUACAAAUAAUCUUACUACGACUUGACAAAUAGUGUAGGCAAAAUCCAUAACUUCACGAUGCCUAUGAGGCCUUCGGUAUCACUGGAUUCUACCUAGAGCUUCACAGCUGGGAGAAUUAGGGUUUCUCCUGGUUUUUUGCUUCUAUGCUAAUCGUGCUUCUAUAUCCGUGGGAGUAACAUAUUUGCUCAUGAGUUGAUCCUCUGAUAUCUCUUGAUUCCUACCUCACAUUGGUAGCUUAAGGACAAGAAUUGCGUCUAAAAUUCACUCGGAAAGAUAAAUGUUUGCCGAAGAAUCCAAAAUAUGGAAAUAUUUCUUUUAUUAUCUAGUGAUGCUUUGACCUAAAUUCAAUUUUUUUUAUGACCUUGAAAAUUGGACAAAACAAGAACCCAGCUUGGCGGAUGUUUCUAGAGAUGGUAACACAUUCCAUGAGAAUUUAGUGUUUGGGAGAGUUUUUAUGGAGCUAUGCUGAUAUAUUCUUCCUAUUGUUAGUCAUGCGCUCAUUGGCUUUCUCUUUGCAUCAGGAACUCUUGAGAACUUGCUGCAUUGUGUUGACCAAGUUGAGGAGGAGCGCAUCAAGAAGGUGAUGCACAUCUAUUCAAGUGCAUGCACUGGGUGACGAUGAUCGGACUCUACCAACUUUCUUUAUUUUUUGAGAUAAUAUUCCCUUAUACUCUAUAUAUAUAUAUAUACAGUAAAUCUGUAAGACAAAACAUCACUAGAAUUGGACCCAUCUUGGAUUCCAUCUUCAUUCCUAAAAUCUCACGUCAUUAUACCUUACAUGCUUCGUGAUCACCUUUCUUUGCAGAUUUUGGUAACUAAUGCCGACCAGGCUCUUCUGUGCAAAAACUUGGUAAUUUCUUUCUUUAAUGUUUUGGUUACUCUCUCAUGCACCAAUACAUUUUGUGCAUUUUAUUUUAUUAUCCUUUACGAUUUGGUAGUUGUUUGGGAAACCGUGCGUGAAAAGACGCUCAUAGCGCAAAUAUACUGCACAGAAUGACGAAAAAGAAGACAAUCAAGGAAAGCUAGUGUACCAUUCUUUUAUCUGGCAUGUAUGAAAGGCUAGUGUAACAAGAAGACUCACAAUAAUUCAUCAACAUAUCAUUUUCUUUCACAAUUGGGAGGCUUUCUUUCAUUGGAAAUAUGAACUUCAAUUCAGAGUUGUGCGCCAUGUAAAAUUUUCAUCUUGGAAUUGGGUACCUGAUUCAAUCCGUACGCUUGAAAUCUUCCUGUUCCUUAACCAAAAUGCUUUUUAAAUGGCUUUUUUUAUCAAGAGUGCAAUGCAGAAUUGGCUACUUGAUUCAAUCCGUAUGCUUGAAAUCUUCCUGUUCCUUAACCAAAGUACUCUUAAUUUCCAAAAAAAAAAACGUUUUAAAUGGCUUUUUAUCAAGAGUGCCAUGGAGAAAUUCUCACGAGGACUAUGCUUUAUUGCAGGCUACACUACGCUCCGAUCUUCCAUCGUAUAUGGUUCCAUUCAGCACAGCCGAUCUUCUGUUUCAGAAGCCUGAGGUUUGUGGAUUUUCCACUGCUGUUGGCAAUCCCAGACGCUGGAACCCGGUUAAUGGGACCUACCCUCUGCAUAUUGUGUAGGAUAACGGAGAGAAAUUCAUCAGCCUCCUGAGGGCCAUGGGAGCCUACGCGGAGGGUUUUUCUCCAGAGCCCGUCAUCGGAAGAGCCUUGUCUCUGUGGAGAAAACUUCAAGCCUGA